Messenger RNA from Chenopodium quinoa (quinoa), 816 nucleotides. RefSeq lists its product as uncharacterized. Lineage: Eukaryota; Viridiplantae; Streptophyta; Magnoliopsida; Caryophyllales; Amaranthaceae. The transcript has 3 exons. The coding region runs from base 1 to 816 and encodes 271 amino acids. The record is from RefSeq and is a predicted model, not a curated record.
AUGGGAUAUGUUCAAUCAAAAAAUGAUUAUUCUUUGUUUCUCAAAGAUUCUCAGGCUUCAAAGACCAUUAUUGCAGUAUAUGUUGAUGAUAUACUGAUUACUGGUCCAGAUGAUACUGAAAUACAGACAGUGAAAAACACUCUUCAUCAAAAGUUCAGCAUUAAAGAUUUGGGUGAGCUGAAUUAUUUUCUUGGGAUAGAGGUGUCCAGGCUUGCUACUGGUGUGGUUCUUACACAAAGAAAGUUCACAAGGGAGUUAUUAGCAGACUGUGAACUUGAUGUAUCUAGAGUUGCUAAAACACCACUACCAGUUUCUAUGAAGUUGAGUUCUGAUGAUUCUGCCCCUUAUAGUGAUCCUGCUAAGUACAGAUGUUUGGUUGGGAAGUUGAAUUUUUUGACUUACACUCGUCCAGAUUUGUGUUAUGCUGUACAAACUUUGAGCCAAUAUCUACAUAAUCCUACUGUUUCUCAUUUUAAAGCUCUGCAUCAUCUUCUUAGAUAUGUGGCUUAUACAGCUGCAGGGCAUCAUGAUACAGUCUACUACCAAGCUUGUUCUGCAAGGAAGUCCAAGAAACAAGGGACUAUUUCCAAGUCAUCUUCAGAAGCAGAAUACAGAGCCAUGGCAGCUGCUGCUUCAGAAAUAACUUGGUUAGUCAGGUUGCUGCAGGAACUAGGAGUUCCUAAUUUGGGUCCUAUUCAGCUGAAAUGUGACAAUCAGUCAGCAAUCCACAUUGGCAAGAACCCAGUUCAUCAUGAAAGAACAAAACACAUUGAACUUGACUGUCAUUUUACAAGGGAAAAAGUGCUGGAAGGAUAG